CCGAGCGCGAGUCCACACAACCUUCUCCUGCCCUUCUACGUGAGGAUCUAGAUUUUAAAUCAAUCACGAAAAAUUUGAUAUGAAUGUGCAAGACCAAUUUUGGCUGUUGUUAUUUUUUAUCUUGAGUGGUCAGUGCUGGAUAAAGGGAAUCAACUCGUCGCAGUGUAAUCAUUCUACUUUUGGAAAGCUUUUACAUGGGCUACACAAAGAUGUCGAAUUCAUGCACACGAGGAGGAAUCAGUUGAACGUCGAUUCGGCUUUCGGAUUAGCUUUAGCCGAAGCCAAUCUCGGAAUGAUAUUGACUUCCGAAAAUUGGAAAUAUCUGAACGAUGAAGAUUUCAACUUGGUAUUUGAAAUUCGUGAAUUAGCCGCUGAAUCACGGAAAUAUGUUCAGGAGAAUUUGAGAACCGAAAAAGAUCGGAUAUUCUCAAAAGUCCUGACAAAUGUGGACUUAUGGAUUCGCCCAAUAUCUUGGAAACAUGUUUCUUCCCUGCCAAUGACAUCACCGAAUCCAAAUUUAAGCGAUUUGACGAUUAAUGACGUGAUACACGCCGGAGCUCCCAAAGAAAACGAGAGUGACUAUUGCCUAUUACUCCUGAUCAAUCAGUCCUUAAGUGGGAAAUCCUGUCAGUUAUCGAAUGAAUGCAUCGAGAUGAUGAUGAAGGAGGAUGGCUCGAGGGGGUAUGCAAUGACCCAUCGUUUGCUCAUCAUUCAAGUUGCAAAUGCUUUGACCUGUGACCAACAUCCAUCGAUGGAUUCUAAACCUCUAAUUGAAGAAUUCUGCCGAAAUAUCUAUCAAGAUCUGCUAGAUCUAGAAGCCUCGGGAUUCCCUGGAGUCGGAGUGGAUCUGGCGAUUGAGCAAAUCUUUCUCUGCGGCAUGGAAGGCUACUCAGAAUUCGUCACAAGUCAUUACAAAAACCUUCUACUGGGUCUACCAAAUUUCCUGGGAUGCUACUCAGCUAGAGGAUAUCCCCGAUAUUAUCGAACUAAGAGAUCAUCAAACCCCAUGGAUUAUGGGUGUGACAAUCACACGUCUGGAGUAGCUGCUGCAGCAUUGAGCUUGCUACUUCGAGAAUGCAUCGAGAGCAGUGAAUUUUAUAUUGAUGAAAAUUCAGAUACUCGAUUUAUGGAAUAUUCAUAAAACUUUCGAACCAGUUCUUUAGUUUGCUGUAUACCCAACAGCUUGGUCUACAUCCGGUACUAUUCAUGAGAAUGUUAGCUCAGGAUGGCGUGAAGCUGAUCAUCUAAUUUAUCAAACUCCCGAUGCGUAAUGAUGCGAUUUGAAAAUUUUUUUUUCAAUCGACGUGUGUUAAUAUAACUCAGAACUGAUUAGUUUACGACGCUGAUCGUCUCAGCGGUUCGUUAGUUAUUUUCAUAAAACGUGUGAAAAAAAUGAGUGAAAAUUUAGAAAUUUCACCGACAGACAUCGGGAUAAUCAUAAUUUUUAAUUCCAGUUAAGUUUUGAGUGAAUCA
Diachasma alloeum is the source of this 1473-nucleotide messenger RNA. Its product is annotated as UPF0764 protein C16orf89 homolog. Gene Ontology annotation, cellular component: membrane; cytosol. The transcript has 8 exons. The coding region runs from base 80 to 1141 and encodes 353 amino acids. The record is from RefSeq and is a predicted model, not a curated record. Lineage: Eukaryota; Metazoa; Arthropoda; Insecta; Hymenoptera; Braconidae.